AUGUUGUUUAUACUUCUAACGACCAUUUCAAGUGCAUACCUGACUCCAUUGUCCGAUUGUCAAGCAGCAAGAAUUACUUAUUAUGAUAGUUAUAGCUCAGAAAAUGUACGUUGUCAGUUGGGGACUGCUAAUAUGGACACACUCUUUCGUUGCGCACCCAAUACAGCUUUUCUCAACAAGGCUUCUCAGUGUGGUAUAUGUUAUGAAGCUGUUGGUGAGUUAGGUUCUGUACGAUUUAUGGUGACUGAUGAGUGUCCUGCCAGUUCUAACAGUGAACAUUGCUCGGGUGAUUACACACACUUUGAUAUGGCUGCAAAUGCUUUCCCGAGUCUAUGUAAAUCAUCAUUAGGAAUAUGUAACAUAACAUAUAGAAUGGUUGCUUGUGACCACACGGGGAAUAUCCAAGCGAAACUCAAAGAUGGUUCAGGCAAUGGGUACAUUGGUGCAAUUUUUCGAAACCACGUUGUUGGAAUAAAGAAAGUGCAAAUUUCGUUGGGUGGAAAUACACACGAUUUGACACGAGACGAGUCGAACCAAUGGGAGUACAAUGGAAUCUUGUCGUUGCCAAUCACUUACUUGAUAACGUCAAUCGAUGACGACACAGUCAAUUUGGUUAUCAAUGAUUACUCCACAACAACACUCCACGAAGCAGAAAGGAACUUCAAAAUCCCACAAGACACAUUCUUCGACAUCUCGACACUUCAAAAAACUACAAAGACAAGCUCACAAGAAUGUUGUCAAAUGCCUGAGUACAACACGGUCUAUACUGAUCGUUUUGAGACUCCAUUUUUGUUCUUAACUGGAGGAACUAAAAAUGAGUGUGACUCAAAUAAAUAUGAGGGAAGCUGUGCGGUUUCUGUUAAGAUAGCACAAUGGGGAUACUUCAAAAUUACAACGGGAGACCACCAAUUGUACGCCAAGUCGAUCAAAGCAGUCACAUUCUAUGCAAAGGCAACAAAAGCAUCAAAUUUGGAUUUGUGGGCUGAGACCGUUUCGGGGUUCAAAAAAACAAUUUCAAUGACAACUAAUUUCCAGAUGUACACAAUUAACUUGAGUGAAAUGGGUGUGAAAGAAAGCGACCAAUAUUGGUACGGCAUUCAGUUCCAAAACACUGACCCAAGUGAAGUCACGUACUACUUGGACGCAAUAAUAUUGGUCUACGACGACGAGGUGUGUACAGAAAAGUGUUCUGAUCACACAUCAACUUGCAAAACAAUUGUUGAGAGUAGUGACGAUACAUCUUCAGCUCAAAAGAGUUCACAACCCGACGAGAGCAGUAGUAGUGAAGGUAAAGAAAGUAAUGCCAUGAGUAGCGACAACACACAAUCAAGUGAAGAGAGUAGCAACAAUAGCGGUGAAAGCAGUGGCAAACCAAGUGGUGAGAGUAGUGAAAGUAAAGAAAGUAGUGAUAAACCGGGCGUCAUAAGUAGUGACAACACGCCAUCUGGUGGAGAGAGUGGAAAUAAUGAAGAAAGUAAAGUCCCGGGGCAAGACGGAAGUAUUUCUAUUUUCUGUUUAACUGCUGCCUUUAUCUGUGUUGUCGUUCUGGUUUAA
Molecule: messenger RNA, 1554 nt
Organism: Entamoeba invadens IP1
Lineage: Eukaryota; Evosea; Mastigamoebida; Endamoebidae
Exons: 1
Coding region: 1-1554 (517 amino acids)
Source: RefSeq, a predicted model, not a curated record